Emiliania huxleyi CCMP1516 is the source of this 2700-nucleotide messenger RNA. RefSeq lists its product as hypothetical. NCBI's taxonomy places the organism in Eukaryota, Haptophyta, Isochrysidales, Noelaerhabdaceae. Gene Ontology annotation, biological process: sister chromatid cohesion. The record is from RefSeq and is a predicted model, not a curated record. Gene Ontology annotation, molecular function: chromatin binding. Gene Ontology annotation, cellular component: cohesin complex; nucleus; chromatin. The transcript has 13 exons. The coding region runs from base 1 to 2700 and encodes 899 amino acids.
AUGAACGCGAGCGGGCUGCCCGACGCGUCACUCACGAUCGCCGACGCGGACGUCGACGACGAGGAGGAGGUGCUCGAGGCGCUGAUCACGAACAAUACGCACCUCAAGGACCUGACCGCGCUGUGGCGGCAGCUGAUCGACAAGACGCAGCACGAGGUGCUCUUCGACGGGGUCCUCUUCCCGUGGGUCAUCGAGUGGAUGUGCGCCAUGUCGCAGUCGCGACACCGCGGCGCGGGGAUGGCGCUGAUGGUUCGGAUGACCGAGCUGGCGGUGGAGCUGGCGACGCAGGCGACGGCCAAGCAGCGGCAGGCGUCCAAGCCCGGCAAGAAGGGCGGCGCCGGCAUGGCGGCGAUCCUCAAGGAGGAGGUGCAGAAGCUGCAGGAGAAUGAAACGGCGCUCGAGGAGAUGGUGACGGCGGCCUUCACGGGGCUGUUCGUGGAGCGUUACCGCGACCGCGCGGAGGAGGUGCGCGCGAGCUGCCUCUCCGCGCUGGGCCGCGUCAUGCAGCUCCACCCGUCCAUGUUCCUCGCCGACACCUACCUCAAGUACCUCGGCUGGUCGCUGAGCGACAUGGCGGCCGCCGUGCGCGCGGCGUCCCUCUCGCAGCUCAGCGCGGUGUACACGGCGCACGGGGCGGCGGAGGAGAUCUGCAGGGUCGACGGCAAGCCCGUGAGCGGCGCCGAGCGGCUGCUCAACUUCACGCGCCGCUUCGAGUCGCGCUUCAUCGAGAUGACGCGUGACGUGGACAUCAAGGCGCAGGCCGUGAGCGAGGUGGUGCGUGUGAUGCGCAACAACGAGCCGUCGCAGCUCAAGGCACUCGUGCCGCUGCUCGCCUCGUACGCGUGGGACACGGCGGGGGGCGAGGCGGAGAAGAUGCCGGAGGUGUGCCUCAAGAUGGCGCUGGCGAUGUCGGACAAGCAGCCGCUACUGCUCGACUGGACGGGGUACACCGACCUCCUCCUCGGCGAGGCCCUGGACGACGCGGCCGAGCACCUGCAGGGCGCUCUGCUCUACCUCAUGUCUGCCGGCGCCGUGUUUGUCAACAGCAUCAAGGAGCCGGCCACGCCGCGCAAGAAGCGCGCCCUCGCCGACCAGGAUGAGCGCGCGCUCGCCCUCUCCGCCGAGCUCGGACGCUCGUUGACCGAGCUGCUGGAAAAGUACGGCGCGCAGCGCGAGGCGCUGCCGGCGCUGCUCGGCCUCGUCGGGCAGCUGCGGCUGCGCGGCGCGCAGGCGGCGCUCAAGGGGCCCGCCUUCGGCUCGCUGCUCGAGCAGCUCGAGGCGAGCGCGUGCUUCUUCAAGCACAACGACGCGACCUCGAUCGCGCUCUGCGCCGGCGCGUGGAGCGAGCUGAUGCAGCAGCCAGGCGAGCGCCCGCCUUCGGGCAGCACGCAGGCGCGCGCGCGCUUCCGGAAGCUGAGCUCGAAGCUCGUCGCCGCGCUCAAGCCGCUCGACGCCCACACCAAGAAGAAGCCUACCGCGCCCUUUGCCUUCGACGAGGCGGCGAUCGCCAUGUCCCGGCUCGCCAGGCUGGUCACGGUGCAGCCUCAGGCGGCGGCGGCGGCUCUCAAGCCAAUCGACGGGCUCGGCGAGCGAUUGGUUGCCGCGGUGGAGGCGCGGAAGGAGCAGCGCGCGCCCGCCGACGGCGGCCUCGUGGCGUGCACGACGUUGUUGCUGCAGCUCGAGACCACCGUCUUGUGCGCUGCGUUCUCAGAGGUUUACGACGAGCCGAGCGAGGCCGUCCUCGAGAAGAGGGACGACCUGCUCUUGCUGCUCGGCCGCGCGCUGCACGCGCCCUCGGCUGCGGUGGCGCGGCUGGCGGCGGCGCUGCUCGCGUGGCUGCUGCAGUCUACGUGCUCGAUCGAGAAGGGCAGCGGCGCCUCGGAGGAGGCGGAGGAGGCGGAGGGCGGCACGCCUCAAGAGUCGCGCGAGGCGCUGCUCACCGACGUGGUCAAGAGCGGGCUGGCCGGCGGCGUCUCGUUUGCAGCCGCCGUGCGGCUGCUGCUCGUCCACCUCGACCACCUCCCGCGCGACUACAAGGAGUUCGCCAAGGAGCUGUGGGGCCACAUCGCCAAGGUGCGGCCCCACGAGCUCUCUGACCGGCAGCUCGGGGUGCUGACGCUCUCGUUUGAGGAGGACGAGCCGGCCGUCUUCGAGGCCGUCGCCAAGCAGGCCACCAUCGAGGCGGGCGCGGCGUGGGCCCUCGAGCCGGGCCACGCCCGUGAUCGCGCGCGUUUCGUCGAGGGGGGGCUGGCGCCGCUGCUCGCCCUCUGCACGGCCAAGGGGGCGGCGCUGAUCGCGCGCGGCGAGCUCUCGGACCGCUUCGGUGGCAAGAGUGCGACGCUGUACCCACGCUGGAACCGCGAGCUGCGCAAGGGCCAGGGAGUGUUCGAAAGAGAGGAGGGGGCAGGGAGCUGGGAGGGAGAGACGCCCUGUACGUUCGCAUGUCUCGGGCCACAACCGUUUGUGAUGGCGAGCGGGAUCGCGAGUAACCACGUACACUAUGCUACAAACCCCACGAUCGCCGCGGAGACUCUACGCCAGAGGGAGGAGGGUUUGGCCGUGCCAUUUGUGAUGUUGGACAGCCAGGCUCUCGCGGUCUCUCGCCUCCUCCCGAAUCUGCCUCCGUGCCGCGCGUGUGCGAUGCGCUGCUGCCAGCGCGCAAGCGCCGUUGCAACAGACUGGCAGGCAUGCUGCGUCUAG